Messenger RNA from Paecilomyces variotii, 975 nucleotides. RefSeq lists its product as hypothetical. The transcript has a single exon. Gene Ontology annotation, molecular function: hydrolase activity, acting on carbon-nitrogen (but not peptide) bonds, in linear amides. The record is from RefSeq and is a predicted model, not a curated record. Bases 1 to 975 code for a protein of 324 amino acids. NCBI's taxonomy places the organism in Eukaryota, Fungi, Ascomycota, Eurotiomycetes, Eurotiales, Thermoascaceae.
AUGGGGUUGACCUCAGCGUGCAAGACGGUCCACGUGGGCCGUCAUCAGAAGCAUCAGAAAUGGUCAAAAGAUGAACCCCCAGUCUUGACUAUUUCCUCCGGUGACACUGUUACCUUUGACACUAUCGACGGGAGUAAUGGCCAGAUAGUGGAAGACUCUGCCAUUUCUGCCAUAGAUUCCUUCGAUAUCAGCCUUGCAGAUCCCGUCUUUGGACCAGUCUUCAUUCGUGAUGCGGAACCGGGGGAUGCUCUGAAAAUCGAAAUCUUGGAUCUCCAAACAGCGAACUGGGGUUGGACGGCCAUUAUGCCAGGAUUCGGACUGCUCGCCAACGAAUUCCCAGAUGCCCACUUGAAGAUAUGGAAGUUGGAUCAAGACACCGGCUUCGCGAAGUUUAACGACAAUAUACGUAUACCUCUUCGACCUUUUUUAGGGACCAUGGGACUUGCAGCAGGCGUGGAAGGUGAAUUCUCAACAAUCCCUCCAACAGACGUCGGUGGAAAUAUGGACUGUCGCGAACUCACGGCCGGCACCACACUUUACCUCCCUGUGCAGACGCCUGGUGCCCUAUUCAGCUGUGGCGACGGUCACGCUGCCCAGGGUCAUGGUGAAGUCUGUGGCACAGCGAUUGAGACUCCCAUGAGAGCUACUCUUCGAUUUACCGUCUGCAAGGAUCAUUCAUGGGUAACUUCGCCUCAUUUCCAGACAGCCCCGCAGGCCGCAGCAACGCCAUCUGUAACAGACAAAGGCAGAUAUUCGGUGAUGGGUAUCGACGCAGACUUGUUGGAGGCUGCAAAGAAGGCAGUUCGGAACACGAUACAAUGGCUGACGGCAACGAAAGGGCUGAGUCGAUCUGAAGCAUAUAUGCUCGCGAGUGUAGCAGGGGAUCUCCAGAUAGCUGAAGUAGUGGAUCUGAAUAAUGCGGUCACGAUGAGUCUGCCGUUAAAUAUCUUCGAUUCUGAACAAAAUGGUGCCUAA